This is a messenger RNA of Chara braunii, 1662 nucleotides long. Lineage: Eukaryota; Viridiplantae; Streptophyta; Charophyceae; Charales; Characeae. The record is from the annotation of a GenBank genome assembly.
UGAGCGAAAAGUCUAGGGUCAUGAGCGAUGUCAUCGACCGACUGUUGCAUUGGUCAUUGCCAGCUAUCCGGUUAGAGUUCGGGGAUGGUGUGGCGUCGAGGAUCAAGAGAACACUACUGGUCAGCAGUCAUGCUGAGGUGUUCCGUCUCCGAGCAGGAGGGGAUGAUUCGACAGCGGACGCUGAGGAUGAUGGCGAGCGUGAGGGCGCAGGGAGCGGUGGAGGCAAUGGCGGGUCAUUUUGUGGGUCGGAUGAUUCACUUCCGCGUUCAGGGCAUGGGUCACUGCGUGGCCGCAGAUCGCGCGGACGGCCACCGAGUCAUGGCAGGUCGCGUUCGCAUUUCAAAGAUGUACGUCCUUUGUACUGGGAUGAUUCGAAGGAUGGUGCUCUGCAAAGCGGACCUUGCAAUAAUCGGUCUGCACAUGUGCUGGAAUCGAUGGGGCACUGGGAAGGCUCGAAAGCGCCUGAUGUCGUCUUCGUGGAGCCGGUGAAGCUGCUGGAGUUGCUCGGGUUACUUCAGCAGCAGUUGUUCCAUGCGACCGUCACUGCGGGUAUGACAUAUACCAUCCUCAACGACUUCUGCAUCGCACUUGGGGUGGCACCUGUGCACAAGCCCACUUUUUACAGUUGCAUGCGCGGUGAGCCGAAUGUGCGUGAGGGUUGGAAUGCAAAGGUUGUCAGGCAGGGCGUGCGGUAUUGCGACUUGACCAUUGACAAAGUUAUGGGAUCAGGGAGACCCGUCACUUUGAUGGUUGACGGUCGCUUCGACUCGGCCAGGUCUGCGCAACAUUGCAAUGUUACCGUGAUUGAGUGUGAUACUCGUCUUGUGCUUUGCAGAGAUGAGGGUGGCGACUUUGUCACUGUGCACAAUGAUAUCAUGAUGAUCGCCGACCAUUGGGCACGGGACCACUCCAGGUGCGUUGCGGACAGAGAGCUUUUAUGCUCAAAGGCGGGUGGCCCAUCUCGGCUGCCUCCGUAUACGCACGACGACCUCGUGUAUGACAUCAUUCGCCAGACGUUGGGCAGGCAUUGCAACACGACCGUUUGUUCGUACUACACGGAGUUCCGUCACACGUCGACGGUUGAGACCUUCCAGGGCACAAUCAUCAUUUACGCGAAGAAGGCCUUGCACUUUGAGAAGUCGUAUGAGCCGCAUUUGGCAAUUGCAGUCAUUCGAUGGAACAGUCAUGCAUGGCAGGAUCCCUUGGAGUAUCGUGUCCGCACGCCUUCUGGGACUUCGAUUCGUCCAAGGUCGAGCCACUACCCUCACAAUCGGCCACCUACCGAUUCGUGGAUAGAUCGAUUGUCCACGUUCAUCUUCGGUUCAAAAUGCGUUUCAGAUUGGGCUCGACGCCUUUUCGAGUACGACGAUUGUGAUGUGUCGGGCGAGGUCGGGUCCUCGACACCUCCUCUACCUCGCGAUCUUUUUUGCAGAGGCGAGGAGACCAUUGCCCGUGACAAGGACGAUGUUGAUUCAGGUGCGGAUCCCGACGUUGUGGGGGAUGACGAUGUUUUCAUCAUUGGCGACGGGAAUCGGUUGCCUGGACCGGCAAAUGCCGUGUCCGAUCGAUCGUGCGAUUCUCUAUCGGACGCAGAUGAUGUCGAGUUGUUCGACGACUGACAUUGUGUUAUGUCGUAGUCUCUUGUACAUGCGACUUUUAUAU